AUGGCUUCCCUUUUCUGCCGCCGCUACGCGCAGGCGCUGCUGCGCCGCAAUGCCCCCAACCGGGCGUACUCCACUGCCGGGCCCAACACUCCGGCCGGCCCGACCGGCACCGCUGGCGCCACUGCUCCGCCUCCGCCGGCCGCUGGUACCGGCGCUGCUGGCGCCGCUGCCCCGCCUCCCCCCUCCGGUGCCGCGGCCGCGGCCGCUGACGUCGGCGCCGGUGCCGCUUCGAAGAAGCCCUCGACCGGCCUCUUCGAGUUCCCCUCCAUCGCCGAGGCUGAUGCCCUGGCCAAGCAGCAGGCCAUCGAGAAGGCCGCCCGCGCGGCCAAGAACAAGAACAGCACCGCACUGAAGGUGACCAAGGUCUUCUUCCUUGGUAUGACCAUCCUGCUCACGGCCCAGGUGGCCGACCUCUUCGUGUCUGAGAAGACCACGAUGAUUGACGAGAUCAUCGGCUUCCGCAAUGGCGCCCCCCCCUCCAAGGACCCUGUCACCUUCUCCAACGAUGGCACUCCCCUGCCCCCCCCGCUCCUCCCGAUGAAGGAGCGCGUGAGCAACCGCUUCAACGGUCUGAUCCACUACUUCAACGACCCCCUGCAGGGCAACCUCCUGCCUGACCUGCCGCCCCCGGAGUACGCUCGCCCGUACACCCUUCUGGUGGAGCUGAAGGACCUGCUCAUCCACUCGGAGUAUACC
Molecule: messenger RNA, 696 nt
Organism: Fonticula alba
Lineage: Eukaryota; Rotosphaerida; Fonticulaceae
Exons: 4
Coding region: 50-352 (100 amino acids)
Source: RefSeq, a predicted model, not a curated record